Penaeus monodon (black tiger shrimp) is the source of this 561-nucleotide messenger RNA. RefSeq names its product solute carrier family 49 member 4-like. NCBI's taxonomy places the organism in Eukaryota, Metazoa, Arthropoda, Malacostraca, Decapoda, Penaeidae. Gene Ontology annotation, biological process: transmembrane transport. The coding region runs from base 1 to 561 and encodes 186 amino acids. The transcript is spliced from 4 exons. The record is from RefSeq and is a predicted model, not a curated record. Gene Ontology annotation, cellular component: intracellular membrane-bounded organelle; membrane. Gene Ontology annotation, molecular function: transmembrane transporter activity.
AUGCGUUUUAUCGUAUAUGGGGUUGAAAAUGCAACAAAACCCAUUCUCCUGUUGACUCUCUUGAAGUUGACGGUGUGGGGCACUUGGGGUCCCAUCGUGGAGUCCGCCCUGGUCGCCUUCCCUGGCUGGGGCCCGAACACCGCCGCCUCCUUCAGCAACUGGCCUCCCCUCAUUCAACUCCUGUUCAUGCUUCCUUUGGGCAGCUUUGCACAACGAAUAGGGCUGCGCAAAGGGACACUUUUCAGCAUCGGUCUUACGUCAGCGAGUACGAUCAUACGUUGCUUCCCGGUCGAUGAUCUUACGUUCACUAUACUCUGCCAUAUUGGAAAUAUCGUGAUGGGAGUGGCUUUCUGCACCCUCCUGCCCCAGGUUGGCGCUGUCGUCUCCACCUGGUUCUCUCCUGAUGAACGUACAACAGCAAUAGCUGUCGCCUAUUUGUUGAAUCAGCUUGGAGGAGUAACUAUGUACUUAAGCCCACUCGUGGUGAGGGCGCCCGGGGAUAACGUCCUGCAGGAGGACAUCCGCAAAGACAUCACGGUUCUUAUGUAUAUCCGUGAGUAA